UAUAGUUUCUAAUGUCUGGUAUUGAAUUUUUAAUAUUAGUAUUGAAUUGCAUAUAUAUUAGGAGUUGAUAAAGAGUAAUUUUCUGAUUCAUAACUGCUAAGUACUUUUCCUGUGGUUACCAGUCUUUGGUUUUCUGUGUUAUGGAUGUGAUAGUGGGAAGUAGUACCAUUUUGACACCAAAUUUAGUGGGGUUAAUUUAAAUGGGAAUAUUUACCACUUCAAACCCAGUGAUUGUGCUGUCAGGGCAGUAAUACACAUCUUCAUGCUUGGAUAGGAGGUGGGGUUCUUAGUGAGGCACCUUCAUAUUCAGCUUAAUGUUGAAAAGUAGAUGGUGUUCCAGAUACUUUACUUUUCACAGCUUUUUCAGCAACAUAAUACUUGAUAGUAAGACUAUUUUAAAAUUACUUUUUUUAUGGAAUUGAUCUCCCCAAUCCCCUGAUUGGCUAUGUGAAUGGUUUUUAGCAAAUAUUUCAUACAGACUCAUGUACCUACCAACCAAAUGCUAUCUGUAAUGAGAAGUGAACAUCUGUCACUCUCUUCCUUCAGCUCCUCCCUUAUGUUGCCAUUAUGUUUUUAGUGCAUUUAUUUUACAAUUUAUCCAUUCAUUAAAUCUGCUACUGAAUCAGGAGAUUAUAAAUAGGUUAUUAGUCUGCAUAUUCCCACACAGUGUUGUGCUUGUUGGAGGGUAAAGGCGGAAUGAAUAAAUGAAUGUGAUUAUAGUUAUGCUGUUGUCUUCUGCUGAGUGGCGCUUAAGCUACUAGGUGAAGAUGCUGCAGGCCUACUUCUUCCUCUUCUAGGCACUGAGUGUAUGAGAGCAAAUGAGCUCUGUUUUCAAGAAAUUCCUGAGUAUAAAGCAACAUUUCUAGAUAACACAGAUUAUGGAAUUAUUUUUAUUUAUUUUUAAAGAUGUUUAAGUGUUUAAAAUAUGUAGUUGAAGAAAGGACUUAGCUUGUUGUUCUCCCAGUUGUAUUCAUUUCCUUUGUUGAAUGUUUUGCUGGCACAGACUGAUGAGUGGUCAGGGGAGAAGGGAAGAAGGAGGAGUCAGAAUUAGUGCUGAGGAUGAGCAUGGAUCUUUAUAGAGUUAGAAAAGAUAGGAGCACUGGCCUGUACAUUAAGAAUAGAGCAAAAAAGCAAGGUGCAAGAAAGAAAGAUAGACAAAGGUUUGUUUUUAAACAGCAUCAAAUACCGAAUGCCCAUUAUGUGACAGAUACUGUUCUAUUCUGCAGGAUAAAAAAUAAAAUAAAUCCGGUGCCUGUGUUGCGAGCGCAAGGUCCUGAGUUCGAUCCCUGGUACAAAAAAUAAAUAAAUAAAAUAAAAUCCCUGUCCUGACAGAGCUGACAUUCUUAAGAAAAGUCUUGGACAUUCUUGUCCAGAAACUAAAGGAUUAAACUAAAAUGGCUCCAAAGGUUAAAUGAAGCUGGAAAAACACACAGAUGCAGCAUUGAAGCCUCUCCAGAUGUUUGGGGAUAAUAUUCCAGAGAGAAAAUUGAUCCCUGUGGAUUAAGUAACUAGUCAUAAUGAAGAAAAUUAGUCUUAAAACCUUCCGAAAGUCUUUUAACUUGAGUAAAAGUAAAGAAGAAACUGAUUUCAUGGUAGUACAACAACCAUCAAUAGCCAGUGACUUUGGAAAAGAUGAUGCCUUGUUUGGUAGCUGCUAUGGUAAAGAUAUGGCCAGCUGUGAUAUCAAUAGUGAAGAUGACAAAGGUGGGAAAAACAGAUCAAAAAGUGAGAGCCUGAUGGGAACCUUAAAAAGGCGGCUUUCUUCUAAGCAGAAGCCAAAGGGCAAGGGCAGCACACCGUCAGGAAGCUGUGCCGAUGAGGACACCUUCUCCUCCUCCUCAGCCCCCAUCGUCUUCAAAGAUGUCAGAGCGCAAAGGCCGAUCAGGUCCACUUCCCUCCGCAGUCAUCACUACAGCCCCACGCCCUGGCCUCUCCGGCCCACAAACUCCGAGGAGACAUGCAUCAAAAUGGAGGUCAGAGUCAAAGCCUUGGUUCACUCUUCCAGCCCGAGUCCUGCAUUGAAUGGUGUUCGAAAGGAUUUUCGUGACCUUCAGUCUGAAACUGUAUGCCAAGAGCAAAAUAAUUCUCUUAAAAGUUCUGAUUCUCCCAAUGGAGAUUUACAUCUCCACCUGGAUGAACAUGUGCCUGUAGUUAUUGGACUUAUGCCUCAGGACUACAUUCAGUAUACCGUGCCUUUAGACGAGGGGAUGUAUCCUUUGGAAGGAUCACGUAGCUAUUGUCUGGACAGUUCUUCACCCAUGGAGGUCUCUGCGGUUCCUCCUCAAGUGGGAGGGAGCUCUUUUGCUGAAGAUGAGAAUCAGGUAGACCAGGACCUAGUUGUUGCCCCAGAGAUCUUUGUGGAUCAGUCUGUGAAUGGUUUGUUGAUUGGCACCACGGGAGUCAUGUUGCAGAGCCCCAGAGCAAGUCAUGAUGAUGUCCCUCCACUUUCACCUUUGCUACCUCCAAUGCAGAAUAAUCAAAUCCAAAGGAACUUCAGUGGACUCACUGGCACAGAUGCCCAUGUGGCUGAAAGUAUGCGUUGUCAUUUGAAUUUUGAUCCUAAUUCUGCUCCUGGGGUUGCACGAGUUUAUGACUCAGUGCAGAGUAGUGGUCCCAUGGUUGUGACAAGCCUUACAGAGGAGCUGAAGAAACUUGCAAAACAAGGAUGGUACUGGGGACCGAUCACACGCUGGGAGGCAGAAGGGAAACUAGCAAAUGUGCCAGAUGGUUCUUUUCUUGUUCGGGAUAGUUCUGAUGAUCGUUAUCUUUUAAGCUUGAGCUUUCGUUCCCAUGGUAAAACACUUCACACUAGAAUUGAGCACUCAAAUGGUAGGUUUAGCUUUUAUGAACAACCAGAUGUGGAAGGACAUACAUCUAUAGUUGAUCUAAUUGAGCAUUCAAUCAGGGACUCUGAAAAUGGAGCUUUUUGUUAUUCGAGGUCUCGGUUGCCUGGAUCUGCAACUUACCCUGUCAGACUGACCAAUCCAGUGUCACGGUUCAUGCAGGUGCGUUCUUUGCAGUACCUGUGUCGUUUUGUUAUACGUCAGUAUACCAGAAUAGACUUAAUUCAGAAACUGCCUUUGCCAAACAAAAUGAAGGAUUAUUUACAGGAGAAGCACUACUGAAAGAUUGAGAACCCUGCAUCGUGCACUUUGGGAAAAAGAAAAAGAGAUUGAAAUACAGUUUACAAACUUUCAUUGCCAUCAGAAUACUUUUGCUGCCAUAACUAUUUUAGUUUUCUGUGUAAUAGUCACCAAUUUGUUUAGGGGUGGGGAAGUGUCUGCAAGGUGUCUGGUUUAUUUUGAUUCUUUCAAAAGGGAUGUCUUGAUGUUCUAGAAGUGUGAAUUAUCUUUCAUUAAUGUGUAGAAUAAUCACAAUGUGAAUUAUCAGAUUAUUAUUGCCCCCCCAGUCCUUUGCUGCUAUCCACUGUGAUUUUUAUGCAUUAAAAGCACAUUUCAUGUGUAUUCAACCCUAAGUGAAGUUGAAUGAAGCUUAUAGAAUGAAAAUUGCUUUGUCUUUUUAAAUGACCCAUUUUGAGAAGAUAAUAUUGCAUAAAUGUGUGUAAUAAAACAAUUUACAUAUACACUGAACAUGAGCUUUUAAAAUCUCAUACUUUAAAAAGAUUUAUUCAGAUUUAUGAAUUGACAUAAUCUUGGUUAAUGGAAUGCAAAUCUGCAACAUCUUUUACAAAACUUUUCUAAAUUAUUUUUAAGGUAGUGCUUUUUUUUUUGGUUGUGAAAAGCUGAAUUUUUUGUUGCCUUCAUUUUCAUCUUGUACUUUGUGUAUUUUAAUAAUGGCCUUACAUUAAAAAAUUGUAAAGGAAUAUAUACCACCAAUUUAGAAAUUGUUGCCUUUUCUGUCAUUAAACUCGGGUACAAAUUGGCAUAAAGACCUAUGGAACUAGAACUAUUACUACAGAAAUGUGACGAUCAUAGUUUCCUGUGAUAGGGCUUUUUGUUAUGUGUACUUUCUUUUGGUUAAAUGUUUUAUCUGCAGUUUCUUUAGUCAGUAUUUUUUUUGAGUGAACUUGAUUGUACAACCAAUUUUUAUAAAUGGACUGGAGUCUUUUACAACAUUAAAGUUUUAAAUGGAUUUGAAUGUAAAGAAGAGAUUAUUUUAAAAUUGAAUUUAAUUUUUUUUAUGUAGUUGCUAUUAAAUUGUGCUAGAUUUGUCCUCUUCUCAGUAAAAACAGCCCUUAAUGAGUUUAGCUGAAAAAUUCUGAAAAUUGUGGAACAUCAUGUCAGAAAAAUACUAAGCCCAUAUCAGGUAUAUGGAAGUUUUGUUUCCUGCCAGAUAUACUGCCACUGAAGAAUAAGGUUUUUGAUUUUUAAAUUAACUACAUUUUAAGUAAUUUGGCAUCUCUCUGGUGUUUUACCUCCUUGGUAUUCAGUCUUUGGGAUGUUAUACCUAAUAAUUUUUAAAUACAGACCAUUCAUUUAUUUCACAGUUCUGCAGUGUAGUAUCUUAGGAUUUUCCUGUUUAGAAUAUGUUUCCAGCUACACAAGCUUUUAAGGAAAAUGUUUCCAUCUUAGAUGGACAUGAAAUUUGUUGAUGUUUCUUCUUUUGUCACUUCAAGUUUUUCUUUUACCUCUUAAACAGAGUAAAAGUAUUCAGUCAAAUUUACUGGCUCUUAUCUUUCAAACAUACCUGUAUUCUCAGUUUUUUCUGUGUUUUCUUUUUAGGAUCAGAACUGAAAUAUUGCCAAGAAAAGGCACAAUGCCCUAAUAUCACGGUGUUACGAUACUUUGACCCAAAAAGGGAAAGGGACCUAAUUUUGGUGGGAUGUUGAUUGUACCUUGUUACAAAGUCUCCUCUUCAUUUUUUGAUGUUUUCACCUAAUGAGAUAGAAUACAGAGUGUGCUAUAAUAUAAUGUAAGUGUUCGCUAUAAGCUGUUUGGAUUAAGAACUAUUGCCGAGUUGUAAGCUUGUUAUCAAAUUAAUGCAAGACAUUUAACUAUUUUUUUGCAAAAUUAUUUAUUUUUAAGCAACUUAAAAUAUGUGUAGGGUGAGUAGAAAGUUCCUGUGCAUCUACGUUAGAUGGCAGGUGUUGUCAGAGUCGCCGUGUAUUAAUGGUAAAUGUCAAGGUGGCAACUCUGUCUCCUGAAGCAUUUAAAUAUCCUCCUGUGAAUACAUGGUGCAGAGUCUGGACUCUGUGAGCCUGUCUCUCACAUGGAUGUAGCCUAAUCUCUACAUUUUCUCAUGCUGCCAUACAUUUAAAAUCUACCCAUUUAGUUUUAAGAUUGUUCUUAUUUUCAUCUGAAUGUUUUAAAAACUGUGUUUUGUAUUUUUUGGAGGGCAAGUGUGGAUACUGUUGUAAUUCAGAAAGCCAAUUUUUGAUGUGCUUUUCUGUAUGCAUAAUACAAAAUACCUUUGUAAAGUAAUACGCUCUAUUUUAAUCCAAUUUGAAAUUAUGUGUUGAUUAUAUAUUUGCCAAAAAUUAAAUUUACAAACAAAGUUGUAUGCAAAAUUUUCUGAGUUUGUGUAGAGAGGCAGCCAGUUGAUAGGGAAUCUUCCAGUUAUAAUGUAGAAGAUUGACUUUCUGUGAUACAACAGUCUGGUGAAAUAUGGAAAUGGAGGAAAGAGAUCAUCCUGUAGCUUGGUCUAGGUGCAAUUUGGUUAAAUUUUUAGAUUCUGUUUAAUGGUAACUUAGAUGAUAGGAACAAAACCUAGAAGUGAUUCUUAAAUAAAUACUUUUAAAAAUCUGAGUUUAAGGUAAGAAACAAAGAAAACAGGAGAGCUAUAUCCAUGUGCCACAGUAAGUGAAUCAGAGGUGUUUUAAAAUCAAAUAUUUCAUCACAAAACAUGAUGGAGGCUGGAAGCUAUUUUGAAGUUUACUAGGACACUAUGCAUUUUCGUAAUUAAUAAGAAAGCUAUAGAAAGUACUUGAAAAAUAUCUUUCUUAGUGCAAUAAUCUAAAAAUUUAGAAGGUCACAUUUUACCACAGGAAAUGAUCAUAGAACUAAAAACAGUUUUAAGGAAACCAGCUACACAGGGCAACCCUCUUGCUAUUGAAGAAAAUCAUGUGCCAAAAGGCUAAAUCAUUGGCAUAUAGGAAAUAAAACACAAAGUAGACAUUAUAAUUUCUGAGCCAGUAUUGUUAAAACAAGAUAAAAGUUACUAAAAUCUUAGAUUUAUGCAGUGUCUCUGCUAAUGCUACAAGUCUUAACUGCUUUCAGGAAUGCAAAUUUUGAUUACAUUUCUCAUUGUAUAUGAGAUAUUGCUUUAUGAAUGAUUCAAAAUAAUAUAUUUUGAUUUAAACCUUAAUUGCUUUUCAUUGAAUGUGAAGUAUUAAUUUGAAAAUGAAAUCACACUACCAGCAAUGGAUAGUUUUGUUGAAUACUCCAAGGAACAAUAGCCAGUUCCAUAAAUAACUUUAAAAUUCUAAAGGUAUUGGUACGUUAGUAAUUACAAAUUUGGUUUCUUUUAAUACUUUUUUAAUCCUGUAGGAAGGUUUUUUUAUAAACACCCUUUUUAUUGAUGAGUCAUAACGUGGCAAAAGUAUGUAAUUGCUGUUUCUGAAAACUAAUCCAAACUCUAAAUCCAGAGGUGUUGGGAAAUUCUUACAGAAUUUUGUAAUAGUAAUGUUGGGUUAAAGAAAUUUCAUAGUUGUUGGAGUGCCAUGAAAUUAAUACUUGCAAUCCAGAUUGCUGUAGUUUACACUUUUUCUGUAUGUUUCAAAUCAGGUGUGUACCAUUUGUACUGAGAACACCACAGAAUGAACUAUCCAAAGUCCAUUGAUUUUAAUAUGUGUUUUGGUUUGUAAACAAAUUAUAGUAAUUUCUUGCACAUUUUUGGAAAUUAAUUAUAUAAGAAUUUAUGUAUCUGCUUCUAGAUACAGUGUGUAAAUAAAAAUUUCAUUCACAAGA
Molecule: messenger RNA, 6866 nt
Organism: Heterocephalus glaber (naked mole-rat)
Lineage: Eukaryota; Metazoa; Chordata; Mammalia; Rodentia; Bathyergidae
Source: RefSeq, a predicted model, not a curated record